UAUUUAUUCUCUCCCCUCUUUUGAUUUCCCUCUCAAACGCUCAUCAUCGCCAUCGUCCAACAAGAAGAAGAAGAAGAAGAAGAAAAAUGAUGGAUCCUCGAGCUUUGUUGUGUUUCACUCUCAUUUCCAUUGCCUUCCCCCUCGCCCGAGCUCAGUCUCCCUCCAGUCCUCCCACUGCCACCCCUUCUCCUCCCACCACCUCCACCCCUCCUCCUGUUUCAUCUCCCCCUCCAGCUGCUACUCCUCCUCCGGCAUCCCCACCACCGGCCUCUCCACCUCCCGCAUCCCCACCACCAGCGACUCCACCUCCGGCUUCCCCACCACCGGCAUCUCCUCCUCCGGCUUCCCCACCACCCGCAUCUCCCCCUCCGGCAACUCCUCCACCAGCAUCUCCUCCUCCUCCCGCGACUCCACCACCUGCACCAUUGGCAUCACCGCCGACGGCAGUUCCAGCUCCUGCACCAAGUAAGAAGAAGGUGAAGGCAGCAGCUCCGAGUCCGUCUCCUGUUUCGAGCCCGCCUGCGCCGUCAGUAGAGGCUCCAGGACCUGCAGGUCCUGAUCAAUCUCCUACCCCAUCUCAGAACGACAAUAGUGGAGUGGAGAAAGUUUGGAGAAAGGAGAGUAUGGUGGGGAGCAUAGUGAUUGGAAUGGGAUAUGUAUUUUUGAUGCUUUAGGGAGAAGAAAAGGGUUUCUUUUUGCUGUCUAUGUGUUGCCUCUUCUUUUCUUUUCUUUUUUCUUUCAUUAUUUCUUCUUCUUUGGAUGGCUCUAUAUUUCAUUUCAUUUUGAUUAUUAUUAUUAAUUAGCCCAUGUCUUGUUUGGGACUUUUGAUUUAUUAUUAUUAGCCUUUUGGAUCAGUACUACUCUCUCUUUAUAUAUAUAUAUAAUGACCCAUUUUGCUUGGGAUUCUUUUGAGGCAAAAAUAUCUUUGUAUCUACACCCUAUUUAGAGGGAACUUCUCUUAUAUAUGUUCUCAUUCUCAUUAUUUGUUCA
Molecule: messenger RNA, 990 nt
Organism: Cucumis sativus (cucumber)
Lineage: Eukaryota; Viridiplantae; Streptophyta; Magnoliopsida; Cucurbitales; Cucurbitaceae
Product: classical arabinogalactan protein 9
Exons: 2
Coding region: 87-674 (195 amino acids)
Cellular component (GO): plasma membrane
Source: RefSeq, a predicted model, not a curated record